Molecule: messenger RNA, 747 nt
Organism: Cornus florida
Lineage: Eukaryota; Viridiplantae; Streptophyta; Magnoliopsida; Cornales; Cornaceae
Product: F-box/kelch-repeat protein At3g23880-like
Exons: 2
Coding region: 1-747 (248 amino acids)
Molecular function (GO): protein binding
Source: RefSeq, a predicted model, not a curated record
AUGAAUCCUUCUGCCGCUGAGAAGAGCGAAGCCAUGAUACAACAAAGCAAGCGAGGAAUUGAAGGUGACACGCCAUAUGAAAUCAGACACAUUAUACUCUUGCGACUACCCGUUAAGUCUUUGUUGCGAUUUAGGUGCGUCGGUAAAUCAUUGCUUGCUUUUGACCGACAAAGUAUCCUUCGCUUCGGCUACAACCGAAGGAAGACCAACGAUUUGGACUCCAUAGCCUUUGACUGCAGUGAUGAUUCAGAGCAAAAACUAUGCUUUCCAUGUAAGGAGUCUUAUGUACUGAAGUGUUCUUGGAAUGGUAUAGUAGUGUUGAGUCUUAGAAAGGAACCCAUAUGUGUACUGUGGAAUCCAUCUACUAAAGCAUACAAGAAGUUCUCCCUUCCUGAUCAAAUAUAUAAAGAUUAUGCACUACGUGGAUUGGGCCUGGUUGGAACCUCUGAUCCACCAACUUUUAUGUAUGGUGAUUCCUAUGGAGACGAUCUCCUCUACGAUGCAAGCCCGAGCCGUACAAACCAAUAUGAGUGUGUGAUUGUUUACUUUGAUACGGUGGAUCACAAGUUCAGGGAGAUGCCACCACCAAAUUGUAUAAAUGAGGGAGAUAUGUUUGAUUUGACGGUUUUGAAAGGAUGCCUUAGUUUAUAUUUUAGUACCAUUGAUAGGAACUAUUUUGAGGUUUGGACUAUGGAGCAAUAUGGUGAGCGUAAUUCUUGGACCAAGUUAAUUGUCAUCCCACGUUAG